GCAGAGAAUUUCACAAACAACAUGUCGCGUCGCACUACCAUCCCAGAACAGCCAGUUAGGUCCUUCUCACUAGGCCGGUGCAUUCUCUAUGGUUGUGGAGCGGGCCUGCUUGGCGUCGCAGCCAUGACGGUUGGGGAAAAAAUCGAGCAAUAUUUCACUGGCAGACCGUCUUCAUAUGUCCCGGGCCAUACAUUAGAACGGCUUUUGUCGCUCCCGGCUCGACCUGAUUCAGAGCGCUUCGGACUGAACAUGGCGAUGCACUACGGCCAGGGAGCUGCUGCUGCGAUUAUCAGAGCCCUUAUGAGCGCGAACGGCAUUCGUGGGCCGUUUUCCGACUUCAUGUUUAUUUCUAUCCGGUUGAUGAUUGACCAGACUUUAGAGAAUUGGACAGGGGUUGGCGCGCUUCCUUGGACGUGGCCGGAGAAUGAGCAGAUCAUUGAUAUUUUACACAAAGCUGUUUUUGCGUUCGUAACUGGUUAUUUCACAGAUAGAUGGCUGCAGGGAUAAUGACAGGACUGCUACCACAAACACGGGAAGGUAAGGUUCUUGCCGAAAAAGGACAAACACCGAUUUUGCUAUUGAUGCAUCUUUGUUGUAACAAAUGAAGACCCAUGCAGAGGCC
Molecule: messenger RNA, 622 nt
Organism: Aspergillus ibericus CBS 121593
Lineage: Eukaryota; Fungi; Ascomycota; Eurotiomycetes; Eurotiales; Aspergillaceae
Exons: 3
Coding region: 22-507 (161 amino acids)
Source: RefSeq, a predicted model, not a curated record